This is a messenger RNA of Adelges cooleyi (spruce gall adelgid), 1986 nucleotides long. Its product is annotated as myosin light chain kinase A-like. Gene Ontology annotation, molecular function: protein binding; ATP binding; protein serine/threonine kinase activity. Gene Ontology annotation, cellular component: cytoplasm; nucleus. Gene Ontology annotation, biological process: mitotic DNA damage checkpoint signaling; protein phosphorylation. Lineage: Eukaryota; Metazoa; Arthropoda; Insecta; Hemiptera; Adelgidae. Bases 531 to 1904 code for a protein of 457 amino acids. The transcript is spliced from 9 exons. The record is from RefSeq and is a predicted model, not a curated record.
AGCUGUUAUUACCGUUCGUUUUUCGUACUUGGAACCGGUUUCAAAGUUUAUUUAUUUAUUCAAAGUUGAAUAAAAAUAAAAAUAUGAGUAUUUACGUCGUCGCAACUUGCCGUUUACGCGUAAGAUUUCUUUUUUGAACGACAACGAUAAUUUUCUGUGAUAUUUUGUGUCUCGGCAUAAUGUUUUAGUGGUUUUUAAAUUUUUGUCCAUACAAACCCGUUUAUAAUUAUUAUUAGUCUAGUUUUAUCUAUCUCGUAGUCUUGCAGGAUGUUAACGUUAUAUUAUUACUUAAACCGUAGUGUAGUCGGUAGACGAGUACCUGUAUUAUAUUACUAUGUAAUUUUAAUGUCGCACGCACAAAACCUGUAGAUUGGUACGUUUUUGCAACGUACAAAACACGGUAGUGUAAUUUGUUUGAAAAAUUAUUACAUCAGACUAUACACAAGUGUAGUAGUUGUAGUUGUAAACAAGUAAAAUUGUAUAUGUAGAUUUCAGUGUUUUUAUAUUAUAGUCAAUUUUAGCGAUUGAGAAUGUCAUCGGAAAACGAUGUUUUAACACCGUUGUUCGACAGCCAAGAGGAAUUGAGCAGUCAAGAUUUUGCGACUUUGCCGAACGACGAGAGAGUGUGGGGCAGACUUUACCCCAUGGUUAGAGAUUUAAAAGUCCAAUGUUUGAUAGACAGCUCGUAUAUUGCUGGUCGUCAGGCUGGUUGCGACAUCAUAUUUUCCGACCAGUGUAUAAGCAACAAGAUCGCGCACAACGUCAGUAAGAUACACUUUCGAAUAGACCGUGAAGUCAUCAAUAAUCGUCACAUAGUGUACUUAACGGAUUUAAGUGUAAACGGCACUUAUUUAAACGGAGAAAAAGUCGGUAAAGGAAAUCGUAGGAUGAUGUCCAACAAAGACACAAUAUCUCUUAUUGUACAUAAUUAUUUGGUUUACCUAUAUUCAGACUUGAAGAAAGCUAACGAAAGCUUUCCGGAAGACAUAAUGAAACAAUUUUUAGUGUUAUCAGUAUUGGGACGCGGAGCUUUUGGAGAAGUCCGCUUAGCGUUUGACAAAAAGACGACAACUAGAUUUGCAUUGAAGACGGUGAAGAAAAACCGUCAAGUUGAUGUUCACGCAGAAGCUCGUAUAUUGCAGAAAGUUAACCAUGCCAACGUCGUUCGAAUGUUGUAUGUGAUCGAUACAGCCGAUAUACUUUUUAUGGGUCUCGAGCUUAUGGCUGGCGGCACGCUGCGAGAGCUCAUACAAGACACCGACAGACUGUGCGAAUUUGAUGUUAAAAUUAUUCUAUAUCAAGUGGCUCAUGCCAUGUAUUAUUUACACAAUCAAUACAUAACGCACAGAGAUUUGAAACCAGCAAAUAUUUUACUGACCGAGAAAAAAGCCAGGUGUAUCGUGAAAGUAGCCGAUUUCGGUUUAUCCAAAAUGAUCGAUCAGUCCACGUUGCUGAUGACUCGUUGUGGAUCACCUGCUUAUACGGCUCCGGAAAUUUUGAACCUAGAAUGUUAUGAAUCGUACACUAACAAAGUGGAUACGUGGAGCUACGGAGUAAUUUUAUAUGAAUGUUUGACCUUGUCGAAACCGUUCUCUGGUCGAAAUCUAGCGUUGAAAAUACAAACUUUAUCGUACCGACAAUCGCCGCAGUUAUUUCCGUCCAUUAAAGCGUUGGAUCUGAUUCAAAAGUUGUUGGUCAUCGAUCCGUAUCACAGGUACAAUUUUCACAACGUCAUCGGACAUCCGUGGUUGAAAGACAAAAGGAUGAAGAACCUCGUCGCGGAACUGUCGAAAGACUCGGAGUCUGAAAGUCAGAGUGACACGAUCAAUGACGACAAUAGUUAUAACGGUCCGUUGUUUAUGUACGACAAAAGGACGCGUUUGUCCGACAGUAUUAGUCCAUAAUUGGGACUUUUAAACAUUUGUGUUUUUUUAUUGUUACGUUAUUUGUUUUCCGUUUAUAAAUUUUGAGAAAAAUUUAACCAUA